This is a messenger RNA of Trematosphaeria pertusa, 2192 nucleotides long. RefSeq names its product MFS general substrate transporter. Gene Ontology annotation, biological process: transmembrane transport. The transcript has 3 exons. The coding region runs from base 203 to 1972 and encodes 589 amino acids. The record is from RefSeq and is a predicted model, not a curated record. Gene Ontology annotation, molecular function: transmembrane transporter activity. NCBI's taxonomy places the organism in Eukaryota, Fungi, Ascomycota, Dothideomycetes, Pleosporales, Trematosphaeriaceae.
CUUCAGCAUACCAUAGCUCGCACGAAGCCUCUGGGGGACCCAUAUUUAUCGGCUAGUAUGUCCAGUCGCACUGUCGAGUUUUCUUUUGCCUCUCCACUCGACCACGCUAGGAUUCCGCGGGUCGCUUUAUAUUUGACGUCGGGUUUCCUUCAUACUCAUUUUCCUGCCCAACGGUUCGUAGCCUAUACCUACCCCAGCAGCCAUGGCGGAACGAGUUUCCUUCAACAACCCGGACUACAGCAACAACAGCAUCGCGGGAACGGAAAAGAAGGACGACACCUCCGACCUCGAGACACACCAUGAGAACCUGACCAAUGGCGUUGGAGCGAGCGACGAGGACCGCAAGUUUUACGAAAAGUACGGGACGUACGAUCGCUAUGAGAUCACGGAAGAGGAUUGCUACGACGAGCUGGGAUUCUCCUUCCCAAAGUGGAAGAAAUGGAUGAUCUUGAGCGUUGUCUUCCUGGUCCAGGUCUCGAUGAACUUCAACACUUCGCUAUACUCGAACGCCAUUGGAGGAAUAUCGGAGGAGUACGGUGUUAGCGAGCAGGUUGCGCGGUUAGGCGCUGCGAUAUUCCUCAUCACGUACGCCUUCGGAUGCGAACUUUGGGCGCCGUGGAGUGAGGAAAUCGGCAGAUGGCCAAUCCUUCAGCUCAGUAUGUUCUUCGUGAACAUCUGGCAAAUUCCCGUGGGCGUCGGGCCCAACUUCGGCACCAUCCUGGCGUUCCGCGCAUUAGGUGGCCUGUCGACGGCUGGCGGUUCAGUGACCCUUGGCAUGGUCGCUGAUAUGUGGGAAGCUGACACGCAGCAAUACGCUGUUGCAUUCAUCGUCUUCUCGUCAGUCGGCGGCUCAAUCCUUGGACCCGUCGUAGGUGGAUUCGUCGAAGAGUUCUGCCCAUGGCGCUGGAACAUCUGGAUCCAGCUCAUCUUUGGUGGUGUCGUUCAACUCAUGCAUGCAGUGAUGGUGCCAGAAACCCGUUCGACCGUCAUGAUGGACAAGAUUGCGAAGAAGCGGCGCAAGGAGGGCGAGAAGAACGGCAAGCCCGUCAACGUCUGGGGCCCCAACGAGCUCACUGCCUUUAAAGACCGCUUCUCCAUGCGCGAAAUCCUCGUCACCUGGAUCCGACCUUUCCGCAUGUUCCUCACCGAGCCCAUCGUGCUCGUCCUCUCCCUGCUCUCCGGCUUCUCCGACGCGCUUGUCUUCAUGUUCAUCCAGUCCUUCGCGCUCGUCUACAAGCAGUGGGACUUUGCCACCUUCGCCAUCGGACUCGCCUUCUGCUCCAUCGGCGUCGGUUACUUCCUCGCGUGGUUCUCGUUCAUCCCAGCCAUCAAGCGUAACAUCAAGGAGCGCCACGAGAAGCCCGACGACGAAAUCGCACAGUACGAGUCUCGGCUCUGGUGGCUCUUGUACACGGCGCCGUGUCUGCCGAUCGGGCUCAUCGGUUUCGCGUGGACGUCUACCGGCCCGCCAAUCCACUGGAUUGGCUCCAUGGUCUUCGCCGCCAUCAUCGGUAUCGCGAACUACGCCAUCUAUAUGGCGACCAUUGACUACAUGAUCUGCGCAUACGGGCCGUAUUCUGCCUCAGCGACAGGUGGAAACGGCUGGUCGCGCGACUUCCUCGCUGGCAUUCUCACGCUCCCCGCAACGCCCUUUUUCCAGAACAUCCCCAACUCGUCAGACCCGAACCACCUCGCCUACGCUUCGACGAUCCUGUUCUGCAUCGCGGCUGUGCUGGUCGCCGCCGUGUACGUCAUCUACUGGAAGGGCCCUGUGCUGAGGAAGAGAAGUCCGUUCGCACAGCAGCUGAGUGCGGCCAGGCAGGAGACUGGCGGGAGGCGAGUCAGUGCGCUGCCUGGUGCGUAUGGCUCGCGGCAUAAUUCUAUUGUGCAUGGUGGACCGGUGCCAGGCGGGAGGAGAGGCAGUGUGAUGAGGGGGCUGAGUUUUGCGAGCCAGCAGCGCCAGGGAGUGUGAUUGAGGACUAUUGGCUUUUGAUUUUAAGGGGAUUACCUGGAGGAGAUGGGAGGAGGUUGAUGGAUACAUGAAGCCCCGGUUGGGGAAGUGGUGGCAAGAUACAUACGCAUUGUACGAUACAAAGCAGCGUUACGCAUGAGAUGAGAUGCAAGGAUGAAAGGCGUGCCGGCCCAACACAAUCCCCGCGCUGACCUUCAGCCUCGCGCUCCCACCCCAGACC